AUGGCUUGGCAAAGAUCUGUAAUAAAGUUUCUAGUAGUGUCCCUUGGAAAGAAAAUACUCGUAUUAGGGAUCGCUAAAGUAUGUUCAUUAGCUGAAUACCAAGUACAGAUGUAUGGAAUUCCUCAUGUUUAUCGAAGAGCGUUGGAAAUAAAUAAAAAAGUAUUUAAAAAUCCUGAAACGAGAAAAAUAACUGCAAAUUUAGUGAAACGAGGAUUUCUAUUACCAAAUACAAUAUCUGUUAGAUUAGGGAUGAUACCACAAAGGCCUAUCAAAACUUUCCCGUCAUCAUCAUCAGCAACAAAUAAUACUGGCAAAAGCAACACUAUUACCACGCCUUACACACCAUCUAGAUUAAUUAAACCUAGUCUUCCCAACCUGCCCAUUGGAUCCAUCAAGAAUCCAACUACUUCCACACCUAUCACACAAACCACCACCACCACAUCCACCACCACACCCACCACCACACCCACCACCACAUCCACCACCACACCCACCACCACAUCCACCACCACACCCACCACCACAUCCACCACCACAUCCACCACCACACCCACAUCUUCAACUAAUAACUCAGCUUCAUCCACAUCUCAAAAAUGA
Molecule: messenger RNA, 597 nt
Organism: Funneliformis caledonium
Lineage: Eukaryota; Fungi; Glomeromycota; Glomeromycetes; Glomerales; Glomeraceae
Source: the annotation of a GenBank genome assembly